Xenopus tropicalis (tropical clawed frog) is the source of this 3274-nucleotide messenger RNA. RefSeq names its product leucine rich repeat neuronal 3 (gene lrrn3). The record is from RefSeq and is marked provisional. Lineage: Eukaryota; Metazoa; Chordata; Amphibia; Anura; Pipidae. Gene Ontology annotation, cellular component: membrane.
GAUCGGGUGAAUGAUGCAGCACUAACCACCAGCACCACCACAGAAAGGAGGAGAAGAGGAUCGAGCUACACAAGCAGCAUCUCUGUAUUGGAUUGUCAGCGUCAGCCACGGAGAAACAAAGCACUGGCAGACAUAAAGGAAAGCAGCAGGCAGAUCUAUUCAUAUUGUAGGAUGUAUACAUAAGUAUAGAAAAACUAGCAAUCUCACAUUUACCGCUUGGUUCAGAUGCAAGUGUGUUGUACCUACGACUAAGGAAUUAACUGAAGAGCUCAAGAAAUACAAGCCGUUUGGGGGGUCUUGCUGCCCUUGUAUCAGCUGGUUAUCAAUGAUGGCAUUGUAAGAUAAAGCAAGUAAAUUACCAGCCUAACAAACAAUGGCCAACCGCAGGAUCAGCAUCAUCACCAAGGUUAUUUAAAGUCAAUCAGGAACACGGUGACCUUCAUUUUCUACAGCAUGUGUGGCACGCUGAAAAAACAUCAUUGCUUUUUGUUUCCAAGAAGAAUGUUUUGUUUUGCUCAACUGGUUUGCUGAUAAGGAAAAGCAAUGCUUUCAUGAACUAGUGAAUCUGUAAUAAUAUUAUUUUGAUAUAAGCAGAUACAAAUUUCAGUGGAGCUGAGUGAUUUGAAACAAGUGAACAAAAAUGAGGGAUAUGUUCCUCAGAAUACACUUGUUACUUGGAUUAGCUAUUGCUACCCAUGGGCACACUACACCAAAAAAGAUGGAUUGUCCUCAUUCAUGUUCAUGUGAAAUAAGGCCCUGGUUUACUCCAAAAUCUAUUUAUAUUGAGGCUCUUACAGUGGAUUGCAAUGCAUUAGACCUUUACAGUGUUCCAGACAAACUACCUGCAAAAACACAGAUCCUACUCUUACAAGCAAACAACAUUGAAGAAAUAAAAAACACUGAUCAUUUUCCUGUUAAUCUAACAGGCUUGGAUUUGUCACAAAACAAUUUAUCACUGAUUGCAAAUAUCAAUUUUACAAACAUGCAUCAAAUUCUUUCGGUGUACCUUGAAGAAAAUAAACUCACUGAACUGAUGGAGGGAUCUUUUUCUGGACUGGAGAAUUUACAGGAACUUUACAUUAAUCAUAAUUUGAUAUCUGUAAUAUCACCAAAAGCAUUUGCUGGGGUAAGCAAUCUUCUCAGGCUUCACCUCAAUUCAAAUAGAUUGCAAAUGAUAAACAGCAUGUGGUUUGAAGCAAUACCAAAUCUUGAGAUCCUUAUGAUUGGGGAAAAUCCUAUAGUCAAUAUUGAAGAUAUGAACUUUAAGCCUCUUAUCAAUCUUCGCAGCCUGGUUUUAGCAGGAGUUAAUCUAACAGAAAUACCUGAUAACGCCUUUUUAGGGCUUGAAAAAUUAGAAAGCAUCUCAUUCUAUGACAACAAAUUUAUUCAUGUUCCCUCUGUUGCUCUUCAGAAGGUUGUGAACCUCAAAUUUUUGGAUCUUAAUAAAAAUCCUGUUCGGAGAAUACAAAGGGGAGAUUUUAGUAACAUGCUACACCUGAAGGAGCUAGGGAUUAAUAAUAUGCCAGAAUUAGUUUCCAUAGACAGCCUUGCUAUUGAAAAUUUACCAGAACUGAGGAAAAUAGAAGCAACCAAUAAUCCCAAAUUGGCAUAUAUUCAUCCUAAUGCAUUUUACAGACUUCCAAAACUGGAAACACUGAUGCUCAACAGUAACUCUCUUAGUGCCAUAUACCGGAGUACAAUUGAAGCAUUGCCCAAUCUUAAAGAAAUAAGCAUUCACAGCAAUCCAAUGAGAUGUGAUUGUGUCAUUCGCUGGAUCAACAUGAACAAAACAAGCAUCCGUUUUAUGGAACCAGAUUCAUUGUUCUGUUUUGAUCCCCCUGAAUUUCAAGGUCUAAAUAUCAGGCAAGUCCACUUUAGAGAAAUGAUGGAAAUAUGCCUUCCGCUGAUAGCACCUCAGAGCUUCCCCUUGGAUCUGGAUUUGAACACAGGCAGCUCUGUUUCACUGCACUGCAGAGCAACUGCAGAGCCGGAGCCUGAAAUCUACUGGAUCACACCAUCUGGUUAUAAACUUGUACCCAAUAUUGCUUCAGGUAUAUUUUAUGUUCACCCAGAGGGCACACUUACGAUAAAAAAUGUAAGCCUAGCAGAAGCUGGACUUUAUACUUGUGUCGCAAAGAAUUUGGUUGGUGCCGAUUUAAAAACUAUUUUAAUCACAGUGGAUGGAUCCUUUACUGGGGAAGUCAAUGGCUCUUUAAAAAUUAUUAUUAAAGAAGUCCAGUCAAAUUCAGUUAUGGUAUCGUGGAAAUCAAAAUCUAAGAUUCUGAAAUCAAGUGUACAAUGGACUGCUUAUGUAAAGACUGAAUAUACCCAAAUUGCUCAUAGUGUCCGAAUGCCGUCAGAUAUUAAGCAGUACAAUUUAACACGCCUUAAUCCAUUAACUGAAUAUGAAAUCUGUAUAGAUGCACCUAAUAUUUACCAACACAUUGAAAAGCAAUGUAUUAAUGUCACCACAAAAGGGAUGGAUACAAUGAUGAAAGAACGUGAAUUUAUCAAUUCAGCAACUGUAAUUAUUACACUUUGCUGUAUUUUUGGAAUCAUUGCAGUAGCCUUUAUUUUUAAUUCUACAUCUUCCUAUUUGAAGCAUAAUUCAGAUAAAUAUACUAGGAACAGCAUACAAAUACCGGCAUUUGCUUAUAGCGACCUUUAUCCUCCUCUGUUAAGUCUUUGGAAUGCAGACAAAGAAAGCACAGCUCUCGAAGUAAAAGCCACUGUUAUAAAGGUGCCAACAAACUCACCAUAAAGUCUAUUUGGCCAACUUAUGGAAUACAAACAAGCACAAGAUUAUAGUUGUGCUUUUCUUGAAGCAGGAAGAUGUUUUGUAAGACAAAAUGACUUCAUUGCAACUGCUGAAAGCUACACAGGAUCAGCCUAUGGAUGAUUUCCAUUUUGGCUUAAUGAAAUAGUAAGUCAGACAGCAAAGUGCUCCAUGAUAAACCAGAAAAACUUGGGGGUGUAAACAUAACUUUCUUUGUUAAACAUAAUUCAAGGAAAUAACUCUUUUAUGUAUUUGAUUAUUAUUUUAUAUAUAUAUAUAUAAGUAAAUAUAUAUAUAUAUAUUACACCUUAGAUAAACUAAGCAAUACCUCCUCACGUGAUGUAUAAUACCUUUUAGCAAAGAGUUUUUGAAGUGAUGAGACAAACUAGAUUUGAAACUCGGUGUUGCAAAUGGAAAUUUCUGUAGAGUUGUAGAGGCAGUAAAUGUACUUUUUUAUGGAGAAAAAUACAUUUUUUGAUUAAAAUAAAAAUGAAUUGU